UUGCGUGACACCAAUACUGUAGACUAAUUUAUUAAGAAGAUUUUUAAGCAAAGAAAGCGCAGGUGUAGAGUACAAAGUUGGAAGAAUGGCAGCAUUACCACAAUUGGACGAAGAUAAAAUGAAGCUGGUGCAGGAUUUAGAAAUAGAAAUGAUGUCAGAUAUGUAUAAUCGUAUGACAUCUGCAUGCCACAGGAAGUGUAUAGCACCAAAAUAUACUGAGGCUGAACUAGGCAAAGGAGAAUCAAUAUGUCUAGACCGUUGCAUCGCUAAAUAUUUAGAUGUUCACGAACGUAUUGGCAAGAAACUCACACAAAUUUCAAUGCAAGAAGCAAAAAUUGCAGAACAACCAAAGACAAGUUAA
This is a messenger RNA of Cyphomyrmex costatus, 361 nucleotides long. RefSeq names its product translocase of inner membrane 10 (gene Tim10). Gene Ontology annotation, biological process: protein insertion into mitochondrial inner membrane. Gene Ontology annotation, cellular component: mitochondrial inner membrane. The record is from RefSeq and is a predicted model, not a curated record. The transcript has a single exon. Bases 86 to 361 code for a protein of 91 amino acids. Lineage: Eukaryota; Metazoa; Arthropoda; Insecta; Hymenoptera; Formicidae.